UGUUUUUUGCGCGGACGCGAUCAGAGUGCUGCUGUGGAAGCAACUAUUUAUUUUUGGCAUCUGACAUUAAAGCUCGCCCUUUGCAAUGGCAGCGGCUCCACAGAGCCGCGACAGCACCGGGGUUUGACUUGAGAUCUGUCCGUUCUCUAGCACUUUGUGAACAGAAGGAGUGAUGAUGGAUACUCUUUAUAACAGGGACUGACCGGUACGGGACACGCGAUCUGUUGUGAGCUAUAAGAGGAGAGUUCAGCAUCACAGCCAUCAUGACCAAAGAGGAGGAGGUACCUGACUGGGUGGGAGCACAGGAGUUCUACGACAAGUACGAGUCCAAGGAGAUUCUGGGAAGGGGAGUGAGCAGCGUGGUGCGCCGUUGCAUCAACAAGCGCACGUCUCAGGAGUACGCGGUGAAGAUCAUCGACAUCACCCCGUCGGACAAGAUGACCCCGCAGGAGAUGGAGGAGAUCAGAGAGGCGACGAUGAAGGAGAUCGACAUCCUGAAGAAAGUCUGCGGACCAGACAACAUCAUACAGCUCAAAGACUGCUACGAGUCACACGCCUUCUUCUUCCUGGUGUUUGACCUGAUGAAGAGGGGUGAACUUUUUGACUACCUCACAGAGAAAGUUACUUUGAGUGAGAAGGAAACCAGGAACAUCAUGCGUGCUCUGCUGGAGGUGGUCCAGUUUCUACACGGACAGAACAUCGUCCACCGCGACUUGAAGCCUGAGAACAUCCUCUUAGACGACGAUAUGAAAAUCAAACUCACCGACUUUGGCUUCGCUGUGCAAGUCCAGCCGGGGCAGACGCUCAAAGAGGUGUGUGGGACCCCUGGUUACCUCGCUCCUGAGAUCAUCGAGUGCUCCAUGGACGGAGGGCAUGCAGGAUACGGUACCGCUGUGGACAUAUGGAGCUCAGGGGUGAUCAUGUACACGCUGCUCGCAGGCUCUCCGCCCUUCUGGCACAGGAAGCAAAUGCUGAUGCUGCGUAUGAUCUUGUCUGGGACCUACGACUUCUCGUCUCCAGAGUGGGAGGACCGCUCGGACACUGUUAAAGAUUUGAUCUCUCGGAUGCUGGUGGUGGACCCAAAGCUGCGCUACACGGCUACAGACGUCCUCAACCACUCGUUCUUUUCACAGUAUGUGGUGAAUGAAGUACGACAGUUCACUCCAUACAGGCGGUUCAAGGUCAUUUGCAUGACUGUUCUCGCCACAAUGAGAAUUUACUGCAACUAUCGCCGCGCCAAGCCCGUCACGAAAGAGGUGAUCAAGAGCGACCCGUACGCUGUCAAGCCAAUCCGCAAGCUCAUUGACGCCUGUGCAUUCAAGAUCUACGGCCACUGGGUGAAGAAGGGCCAGACUCAGAACAGGGCGGCACUUUUCGAGAACACUCCCAAAGCCUUCCUGCUGUCGAUGGCUACCGAGGCCGACGAGCCGGUGCAGCACAUCUGGUAAUGAGUUCAGGACGGAUCUGCUGGAGGUUAAUGGGGGGGGGGUAUUCUAAUGCUCAGCUUGUUGUGCUCUUCUGUUGUAUAAAGGAAAUGAACUGGUAAAAACAUCACCAGACAAGUUUAAUUUGAAAUUGUCUUUAAUGUGAGCAUAUUCUGCUCAAGAAUUUUGAAACAGCCAUUUAUUACAGUGGGAUUUAUUUACCUCAUGAACUGCAAACAAAACAUCUGCAACAAAACCACUGUUCAACAUUUUACUUGCCUUCUGUUCUAAAUGUAGACGCAAACAGAUUCACUGGUAAAAUGGCAGUUUGGAUAAACAUUUUAUGUGAAAUUAACCCAUUUUACUGUAUAAGCCUCUAAAAUGUUAUUUAUUCUUUGAUGCCAGCAGCAUCAUGUCCUCUAAGGAGAUAAAUUGUUUUUUUGAAAAAUAACUUCCAACUGGCCACAAGGGUGCAGCUGGUGUUACUGUAUAAAUGUAAACAUUAAAUAUAGAUUUCAGUUUUGAAUGACUGUUCAUAAAAAUCAAUUGACUCUGGUUGUUUCUCUUUUCCUAAGAAUAUUUAUUUUGGCAGAACUGUGACAACCAAAGCAAAACAUGGAAAUAACCAACAUCAUUCAUCACACUGGAAUAUGAAUCAGUGAACCUGCUUACUUGAAAUGGCAUGGACUUAUACAUUUGUGUACCGUGUGGCCAUUUGAACAUUAUGCAGAUGUACUGUACUGAUAACAGCUUCAUGGGAAGUUUUAAAUGUAUUGCACUUUAAAAUGUACGCUAUGAAUAUAUUUAUUAAAAUGUUCAUUCAA
Messenger RNA from Cottoperca gobio, 2248 nucleotides. Its product is annotated as phosphorylase b kinase gamma catalytic chain, skeletal muscle/heart isoform-like. Gene Ontology annotation, biological process: glycogen metabolic process; protein phosphorylation. The coding region runs from base 264 to 1448 and encodes 394 amino acids. The transcript has 10 exons. NCBI's taxonomy places the organism in Eukaryota, Metazoa, Chordata, Actinopteri, Perciformes, Bovichtidae. The record is from RefSeq and is a predicted model, not a curated record. Gene Ontology annotation, molecular function: ATP binding; calmodulin binding; phosphorylase kinase activity. Gene Ontology annotation, cellular component: phosphorylase kinase complex.